AUGUCGGACAUGGAGCAGGAAUGGAAACCAAAGGGUCGCCCACAGUCGACCAUGGCUCAGGCCUUUUCCUCAACGCUGGAUAGCGUCUUCGCACUGGACUCGGAUGUUGAUCACCUUUCGCAGACUAUAGAUCAGAAGAGAUUUCAAAUGAUCAUACAAACGAGAGAGUUGGAGGAACUGCAGGCCAAGAUCCGCGAGACCGAGCGACGUCUGAAAGCUCGUCAAUCACUCAUCGUGGAUGGAAACGGCUCCGGAAACAGCGCAGGCGCAUCGAAGGUGGAGAACGAAUACCGGACAGCAGAGUCCUCCACUUCGACCGCGACAUCUCCCACAGAUUCAGCGGGGCAGUACUCCAGCAGUGACGAACAGCGAGACCAAGACCGAAGCCGCAACUCGUGA
Messenger RNA from Aspergillus lentulus, 399 nucleotides. The record is from RefSeq and is a predicted model, not a curated record. NCBI's taxonomy places the organism in Eukaryota, Fungi, Ascomycota, Eurotiomycetes, Eurotiales, Aspergillaceae.